Molecule: messenger RNA, 1379 nt
Organism: Glycine soja
Lineage: Eukaryota; Viridiplantae; Streptophyta; Magnoliopsida; Fabales; Fabaceae
Product: L-galactose dehydrogenase
Exons: 4
Coding region: 120-1070 (316 amino acids)
Biological process (GO): L-ascorbic acid biosynthetic process
Cellular component (GO): cytosol
Molecular function (GO): L-galactose dehydrogenase activity
Source: RefSeq, a predicted model, not a curated record
GGGGUGGGUCCACUCCACAAUAGAUAAAUCGUGUAUUGCAAAAUUGCAACUUGCAAGAAAGAAGAAAGAAAGGAAAGAGGUGUGAAGUGUGUGAGUCUGAGAGAAGAGAACUUAGAGAAAUGGAACUACGUGAGCUUGGAAGAACCGGACUGAAACUCAGCACUGUAGGAUUCGGAGCUUCUCCACUGGGCAAUGUCUUCGGCGAUGUUUCCGAGGAACAAGCCAACGCUUCCGUUCGCCUCGCUUUCCAAUCCGGCAUCAAUUUCUUCGACACUUCUCCGUACUACGGAGGGACACUGUCGGAAAAAGUUCUGGGAAAGGCACUGAAGGCUCUGGGAGCUCCGAGGAACUCGUACGUUGUGGCAACGAAGUGCGGACGGUACAAGGAGGGUUUCGAUUUCAGCGCGGAGAGAGUGACGAGAAGCAUUGAAGAGAGCUUGGAAAGGUUGCAGCUUGACUACGUCGACAUUCUCCAAUGCCACGACAUCGAGUUCGGCUCCUUAGACCAGGUUGUGAAUGAGACGAUUCCAGCGCUUGUGAAGCUGAAGGAAGCAGGGAAGGCGCGGUUCAUUGGAAUAACAGGGCUUCCUUUGGGGAUUUUCAGUUACGUGCUUGAUAGGGUUCCGCCUGGGACGCUGGAUGUUGUGCUUUCAUAUUGCCAUUACUGUGUGAAUGACACUAGCUUGGGGGAUUUGGUGCCCUAUUUGAAGACCAAAGGGGUUGGCAUUAUCAAUGCUUCUCCCUUGUCUAUGGGCCUUCUCACCGAGUCUGGCCCGCCUGAAUGGCAUCCCGCAUCACUGGAACUCAAGUCUGCAUGUCAAGCUGCUGCUACCCAUUGUAAAGAAAAAGGAAAAAACAUUUCAAAGUUAGCAUUGCAGUACAGCUUGUUAAAUAAGGAAAUCACAUCAGUGCUUGUAGGCAUGAAGUCUGUUGAACAGGUGGAGGAAAAUGUUGCUGCCGCAAGAGAACUUGCAACUUCUGGAAUUGAUGAAGAGACUCUGUCUGAAGUCGAAGCUAUUCUGAAGCCUGUUAAAAACCAGUCGUGGCCAAGUGGAAUCCAGCAGAGCUGAUGUUUAUUUUACCACCUGGUAUUACCUAUGGAGACAUCCAUUCCUGUUGUUGACAAUGUUCUUCACUCAAAUAAUCCGAUUCAAUAAGAGAAAUUGCUUUGAAAGUAUUAGGAUCCACUGUCUCAAUAAUUUUUGUUUGUGGUCUAGAGUGUCCAAUAAUACAUUUCUCACUAGAAAUGCUAUUCAUCUUCGGCUUCUGGAGAGUAAGAGCCUGUCUUCUAGGUGAACCCGUAAAUAGUUGGUUGAACUGGUUUGUAAAAGCACAAUGUAAAAAAAAAAUGGCAAUAAUUUGUUCUCCUUUACAUGUUA